Messenger RNA from Choloepus didactylus (southern two-toed sloth), 633 nucleotides. Its product is annotated as keratin-associated protein 9-4-like. The record is from RefSeq and is a predicted model, not a curated record. The coding region runs from base 1 to 633 and encodes 210 amino acids. The transcript has a single exon. Gene Ontology annotation, cellular component: keratin filament. Lineage: Eukaryota; Metazoa; Chordata; Mammalia; Pilosa; Megalonychidae.
AUGAGCUGCUGCUGCUCCCCUUGCUGCUCCCCUUGCUGCCAGCCAACUUGCUGUCAGACCACCUGUUAUAGGACUACCUGCUGCCAGCCCACCUGCUGUGGCUCCAGCUGCUGCCAGCCUUGCUGCCGUCCAUCCUGCUGUGGCUCUAGCUGCUGCCAGCCUUGCUGCUGCCCCAGUUGCUGCUACACAACCUGCUGCCAGCCAGCUUGCAGUGGCCCCGUGUACUGCAUGAGAACCUGCUACCAACCAACGUGCUGCUGCGUGCCCGGUUGCCUAGCCCAUAGCUGUGGGUCCAGCUGCUGCCAGCCUUGGUGCCAGCCUACCUGCUGUGGAACCAGCUGCUGCCAGCCUUGCUGUCAGAACACCUGCUGCAGGUCCACCUGCUGCCAGCCUUGGUGCCAGCCUACCUGCUGUGGAACCAGCUGCUGCCAGCCUUGCUGUCAGAACACCUGCUGCAGGUCCACCUGCUGCCAGCCUUGGUGCCAGCCUACCUGCUGUGGAACCAGCUGCUGCCAGCCUUGCUGCCGCCCAGUCUGCUGUCAGACCACCUGCUGUAGGACCACCUGCUGCCGUCCCAGCUGCUGCUGCAGCCCUUGCUGUCUUUCCAGCUGCUGCCGCCCUUCCUGGUGCUGA